This is a messenger RNA of Corythoichthys intestinalis (scribbled pipefish), 1188 nucleotides long. It is a transcript of the gene gpatch4, whose product is annotated as G patch domain containing 4. Gene Ontology annotation, cellular component: nucleolus. The transcript is spliced from 8 exons. NCBI's taxonomy places the organism in Eukaryota, Metazoa, Chordata, Actinopteri, Syngnathiformes, Syngnathidae. The record is from RefSeq and is a predicted model, not a curated record. Bases 81 to 986 code for a protein of 301 amino acids. Gene Ontology annotation, molecular function: nucleic acid binding.
AAGCAGGAAGAAAUAAACGUGACGUACUUCCGGUGUCAUGGCAGCCUCUGAUUGAAGCCGCGUGUCCAACUUCUCUCAAGAUGACGGACGUCGUGCAAGAAAAGGGCCACGGCUUGAGGUUUGCCGAGCAGCAACUGAAGCGUCAUGGCUGGAAGCAUGGCAAAGGACUGGGUCGGGACGAAAACGGCAUAUCCGAAGCCAUCAAGGUCAAAGUCAAAUGCAACAAAGGCGGGGUGGGCCACAAAGAAGGAGAGCAGUUCACAUUCCAGUGGUGGGAUCACGUCUUCAAUAAAGCCUCGUCCAGCCUGCAAGUGGAAACUCAUCAGGACGGCAUUUCGCUGAAGAAGACGCCCGAAGACGGGGAAGACGAUGACGACCGCAGUGGGAUUUCUAACAAGAAACCACGGAAAGCUGCCCUAGCCAAAGCGAAACUUUACGGAUGCUUCGUCAAGUCGGCCACUUUGCUGUCCGGUCACGAGCGCCCGGAACCAACAAGCGACAGCAGCUCAGACCAGGAAGAUGAUCAGAAACUGGAUUUGUCCUCCGUAACUAAGAUUUCUGACUCUGACCUGAUGAAGGCUUGCGGUGGACGCACUGCCCACAAGGGAGCCAGACACGGCUUGAAUAUGAGCGCCAAGCUGGCCCGGCUGGAGCAGCAGGAGGCUGAAUUCAUGGCCAAAUACGCCAACAAGACUGAAGACGAGCGUAAAAGCAAGACGAAGAAGACUGAAAACGUCCCCGACAUUUCUCAACCCGCCGACCUCUACGUAAAGAAAAAGAAAAGGAGCCGUGACGGGGAAGCUGAACACAAACGCAAAAAGGAGAAGAAAAAUGGUGGCGAAACGGUAGAAGAGCAGAACGACUACGUGGAAUCGGAGGUGAUUGUUUCUGAAAAAGUCAAGAGGAAAAGAGACUCCAAAAUUGGUGAGAACGCAGAAAAAACGUCAAAGAAAAAGAAGAAAAAGUCACUCUCGUGUAGCGACUGAAGACUUUGUGUCAUGACUGACUCAUUAGAUAAUCGACCAAUCACCAAAAAAAAUUGAAAUAUGAAUUUCAUGUGCAAAUGAUUGACCUCGGAAGUGAUUUUAACAGUGAAUGACAAAGCGAAAAAAUGGCCAAACCUAAUUUUGACUUUUUUUUUCAAGCUGGAAAAUAAAAGAUUUUAAAAUGUGCAUUCAUUAUCACAAG